UGGAAUGGUGCCAAACCCCAAAAUUAGAAAACAGCAUGCUGACGGCUGUAGAAAAGGCAAAUGCUAUUGCAACACUUUUAAUCUGCUUUUCCUUUUUCUUUUCUUUUCUUUUCUUUUCUUUCUUUCUUUCUUUUUUUUUUUUGAAUUUACACCAGGCUUCCUUUUGCAGUCCACGGGCGCCUCUACCAGGAAUCGUUCUGCAACCUGAGGCAAAGAAUUUGAAGGCUCGCGUUGGCGCAUCGCUUCCUCUCCGGAGAUGCUCGUCCGGCCUUUGCAUCUUCCAAUCCAGUUCAGCUUCUCGGAAGCCGGAUUCGGACACCUGGGUUUUGCAACCCGUGUGCGGCUGCUGUCCUGAAAGAAGCUGCUCUCUUUUCCUCCUCUGGCAACGCAGCUGGUGUCCUCGCCACGUCUUUCCAACCACAAGCCCACCUGCAUUGCCCACUGCGAUUCCUUUUCUCCACAACGGUUUCUUUUCUCCACAACAUGACGGACCGAAACCAGCUGUCCUUCUCCUCCUCCUCCUCUUCCUCCUCCUCCUCCCUCCCUCCUUCAUUCCCUACUUCUGCCUUCAAGCCAGCGCUUGGCUCCGUCCGUGGCCAGCAGUCCUGCUCUCUCCUGACCGCCACCGAGGAUUUCAACAUCAUUCUGUACCAUUACAACCUCACCGGACGGCUGAGCCACCGGCGUCCCGAGGAAGACCACCUUGACGUCCUCAAGAUCAUCAUCAUCGCCGCCAGCUGCCUCAUCAUUUUGGAGAACCUGGUGGUCCUGAUGGCCAUCCUCUUUAAGGUGAGAAGCCGACGUUGGAUUUUCACCUGCCUGGCCAGCAUCUCUUCCAGCGACCUGCUGGCCGGGAUCGCUUACUUGACCAACCUCUGCUUGUCAGGCCGGACGACCUUCCAGCUGUAUCCCUACAUGUGGUUUCUCCGCGAGGGGAUCCUUUUCAUCGCCUUGGCGGCCUCCACCUUCAGCCUGCUGGUAACAGCCAUCGAGCGCUUUAGCGCCAUGGUGAGGCCCAUCGCGGAAAGCGAGUCCGUCAAGACGUGCCGUCUCCGGAACUGCAUUUUCUUAUCUUGGUUCUUGGCCUUUGUGAUCGGCCUGCUUCCUUUGUUCGGCUGGAACUGCAUUUGCGACGUGCCUCGCUGUUCCACUUUGCUGCCUCUUUACGCCAAGAAUUACAUCCUCUUCACCGUCAUCAUGUUCAGCAUCAUCCUGGUGGGCGUGGUGAGCCUCUACUGCUCCAUUUACUGCUGGGUUGGGAAGCGGGUCAAGCUGGGCUUCUCCAACGGAAGCCGGAAGAGGUCCCUGCGGCUGCUGAAGACGGUGCUCAUCAUCCUCCUCACCUUCCUGAUCUGCUGGAUCCCUCUCUUCCUGUUGCUGCUGAUCGACAUCUUCGACAAGAACAAAGCCCUGAAGCUGCAGAACGUCUUCGGCUGGUUCGUCACCUUGGCGGUCUUCAACUCCUUCAUCAACCCCAUCGUCUACUCUUUGAAAAGCAAAGAGGUGAGGCGGGCCGUGGUGGAGCUGCUCUGCUGCUGCUGCAUCUCGGCAGGGUGGCAAGGCCCCCGCGGCUGCCUCGCCCCCAGCGACCAUCCCCCCAGCUCCUCCACAGAGGUGGGGAGCUCCUUGAAGGUGCGCGAGAGCUUCCGGAGCCCCGUGAUACAGAAACGGACCGCCAGGAAAGAACCUCUCUCCAGCAACUCCAGCAUGCUGAGCGCUUUGGUGGUCAGUGAUGGCUCCGGCCAACCUUACCCACAAGGUUAGAAGAUAGGUCUUCUGCAACAUACCGAGACCUUUGAAUGGCUGAUGCCCGAUGAGAGGACUUGCUCAGUCCGUUGCCCUCUUCGAUGACCAGUGGUCAGCCAAGGGUCAACCAGUCGACCAGUGAAAUGCAAAAGACGUCCUGUUCCAAGCACAUCUUCCUUGGGCAACCUCACGCGUUCUGAAGAGGUUCCUUGUUCUUGACUUCGCUGGCUGAUGUCAGCCCUUCCUUCCCUUUCAUCCAGCUGCUUGGCCUUGAUUUCUGACAUAACCCUUCGUUUUCACCGGCUGAUUUCUUGCAGGACUCAGUGCCUCUGUAGGAACGCAACUGAAUCUCAAAAGCUGGAGCAGCCCAGGGGUGAAAUCCAGCAGGUUCUGACAGGUUCUGGGGAACAGAUAGCGGAGAUUUUGAGCAGUUCGGAGAACCGGCAAAUGCCACCUCUGGCCGGCCCCAGAGUGGGGUGGGAGUCAGGGGUGGGUUCUACCUACUUUUACUACUGGUUCGCAACGGGAUCACAUGAGCAGAUCGCUGAUGACGACAUCCGGGGCGGUGGGCGGGGCCUGCCACUGGUUUUACUACCGGUUCUUGCGAACCGGUCCUAACCGGGAGCAACCUACCACUGGUGGGAGUGGAGAUUUUGCAAUAUCCUUCCCCCUGGAGUAGGGUGGGAAUGGAGAUUUUUGCAGUAUCCUUUCCCUGCCACGCCUACCAAGCCACGCCCACAGAACCAGGAGUAAAAAACAAUUGGACUUCACCACCGGAGCAGCCUAUUCUAUGACUGUAUUGACACACAAUUCUUCUAAUGGGUUCCGAGAUAAAUGAGAAAACUCUUGUUAAGAAAAGAGGACAGGUAGUCCUCAACUUACAACAGUUUGUUUGGUAACCGUCCAAAGCCACAACGGCACUGGAAAAAAAGUGACUUAUGACUGUUUUUCACACUUUACAACCAUUGCAUCUCCAUGAUUGCCUGAUCAAAAUUCGGGCACUAGGCAACUGAUUCGUAUUUAUGAUGGUUACAGUGUCCCCCUGGGGUCACGUGAUCCCCUUUUGCGACCUUCUGACAAGCAGAGUCAACGGGGAAAUCUGAUUCAUUUAACGACGGUGGCAAGAAAGGUCAUAAAAUGUGCCAAAACUCAUGCAACAACUGUCUGUAAAUCAAAGACUACCUGUAUUCUACCUUGGGGCAUUCUUACUGGAUUGGUACAUCCAGUAAUUUUUUUAAAUAAGCUUACAGCAAUCGGAAUCAGAUAGGUAUUUUGCUUCAUAUCCAACAGUACAAUGGGACACUCGCUGUAUUUUAUUAAGACUUUUUUAAAGCCUCAUCAUCCAUCCAUCCGUCCGUCCGUCCAUCCACUGGGAUGACAACUGAAAUGGUCAAGGGAUUAUUUCCCACUUGUUUAAAAAGUUACAAUUACAGCAAAGGCCAGUUCUUCGUAGAAAGUAUUUUCAAAUGUAUAUACGUCGACUGAAUUCCGCUGCUGAAAUAGAUUUUCUUUUGUCCUAUGUAGACUUUGUGUUCAGCUUAGAUUGAACAUUCUUAGACCGAAUGUAUUUUUUUUUUACAAAUUAUUCUUUUAUUCAUGAACUGCAUUUCUCUUGCAAACCGAAACAAACAUGAGUACAGAAAUCUGGUGUGAAUGUAUGUAUGUUUUCCUCUUUUUUUAAAAUAACCUGCCUUGAAAGUUUCUUCUUGAGAUGCUAAAAAGUAUUAAAUAAAUAAGCUAAACGUA
Molecule: messenger RNA, 3492 nt
Organism: Pantherophis guttatus
Lineage: Eukaryota; Metazoa; Chordata; Lepidosauria; Squamata; Colubridae
Source: RefSeq, a predicted model, not a curated record